Suricata suricatta (meerkat) is the source of this 960-nucleotide messenger RNA. Its product is annotated as putative olfactory receptor 2B8. Bases 1 to 960 code for a protein of 319 amino acids. Gene Ontology annotation, biological process: G protein-coupled receptor signaling pathway. Gene Ontology annotation, molecular function: olfactory receptor activity; G protein-coupled receptor activity. The record is from RefSeq and is a predicted model, not a curated record. The transcript has a single exon. NCBI's taxonomy places the organism in Eukaryota, Metazoa, Chordata, Mammalia, Carnivora, Herpestidae. Gene Ontology annotation, cellular component: membrane.
AUGGGAAGAUUCAACAACACAUUUCCUCACCCCAAUGGCUUUGUUCUGGUGGGCUUCUCUGAAUGGCCCAGACUAGAAAUGGUUCUUUUUGUGGCUGUCUCCACUUUUUACAUAAUGACCCUCCUUGGAAAUUCAGCCAUCAUUGUCUUGUCACGCCUUGAUCCCAGACUCCACACGCCCAUGUAUUUCUUUCUGGCUCAUCUCUCUGUUUUGGACCUCUGCUACACCACCUCCACUGUCCCACAGAUGCUGGUCCACAUUCAGAGCCACCAGAGAAGCAUCAGCUACACAGGCUGCAUAGCUCAGCUCUUCAUCUUCCUUGGCUUAGGGUCCACUGAAUGCAUACUUCUCUCAAUAAUGGCCUUUGACCGUUAUGUCGCUAUCUGCCAGCCUCUCCAUUACACAGUGGUCAUGCACUCUCGGCUCUGCCAACAGAUGGCAGCCAUGGCUUGGGGGACAGGUUUCGGUAACUCCUUGGUGCAGACAGUGUUGACUUUCCUGUUACCUCGCUGUGGUCAAUAUCGGGUAGAGAAUUUCUUCUGUGAGGUACCUGCCAUGCUUCAGUUAUCAUGUGUUGAUACAUGGACCAACGAAGUCGAGAUGUAUGCAGCUGUGGUGAUCAUAAAAGUUAUACCUGUUGGAUUAAUUCUGUUCUCUUACAUCAACAUUGUCAGAACAGUGGUUGGGAUCCAAUCUCCUGAGGGUCGCAAGAAGGCAUUCAACACAUGUGGGUCUCACCUGCUGGUGGUCAUUAUGUUCUAUGGGUCAGCCAUUAGUGGUUAUGCAUAUAUGGCGCCCAAGAGCAAUUCAGCCAAAUUGAAGGGCAAGCUUCUCGCACUCUUCUAUGGACUUGUAACUCCAAUGCUCAACCCUCUCAUCUAUACCUUGAGAAACAGGGAUGUCAAGGGAGCAGUAAAGAAGCUACUGGGGAGAGAAGAGCAGGGGUGGAGCAUGGCUUAA